Messenger RNA from Sporothrix schenckii 1099-18, 252 nucleotides. RefSeq lists its product as uncharacterized. Lineage: Eukaryota; Fungi; Ascomycota; Sordariomycetes; Ophiostomatales; Ophiostomataceae. The transcript is spliced from 2 exons. Bases 1 to 252 code for a protein of 83 amino acids. The record is from RefSeq and is a predicted model, not a curated record.
AUGGCGAUGACGGCACCGAUGGGGCGCGCACAUGGCUGCGAACGCCAGUCCGGCCCAUGUCCGCGCAAGGGCUGUUGUCUCGGAUGCCGACACGGUCUCUGGGUCGGCCAGGACCUGUCCGUGUCGAUCCACAGCGGCGAUGCGUACCGUCGGGGCGGCGACGGGGACGUCAAUAUACCGCGACGACCCGAGGCGGUCUCGUCUGCAUCACCUGGGCCAACGCAUACAAAUCAACACGACUCGAUCCAUUGA